Suillus clintonianus is the source of this 2073-nucleotide messenger RNA. RefSeq names its product WD40-repeat-containing domain protein. Lineage: Eukaryota; Fungi; Basidiomycota; Agaricomycetes; Boletales; Suillaceae. The record is from RefSeq and is a predicted model, not a curated record. Gene Ontology annotation, molecular function: protein binding. Bases 1 to 2073 code for a protein of 690 amino acids. The transcript is spliced from 5 exons.
AUGGCUGCUAGAUUCCUCGCAAGGCGGGCUAAUAGCAAGGAUAUUCCAACCGCAACGCAAUCCAACAGACCAACUUCAAAGUACAGAUUUGAGGGCCAUGAGAAUGCUGUUGAAGGAUUUGUCUUCUUGCACGACAACAUCCACAUCGUGAGUGGUUCUUGGGACGGCACGAUGCGGAAGUGGAACUGCGACACAGGACUUGUUGUCGGGGAACCGUGGAGAGGCGAGGGCGGAGGUAUAUAUGCACUGGCACUUUCCCCAGACGGCAAGACAAUUGCGUGCGGGAGGGAGGACGGAAGCGUUGAGCGGUGGAACACCGAUGGGGAGAUGAUGGAAGGUGUUUGGACCGGUCAUGGCGACAGGGUGCAAUCACUCUCAUGGUCUCCCAGUGGAAGGCAUAUUGCCAGUGGGUCGCACGAUGAAAUAAUUCUGAUUCGAGACGCAGAAAGUGGAGAAGUGGAGGUGGACCCGAUUGACACGAAGCAGAUCCAUGUGUUUGCUCUUGCGUACUCACCUUCUGGCGACAGAAUUGCAUCAGGCGGAGAGACGUUUGGCAAAACAAUUUGCAUAUGGGACAGCACAACAGGCAGCCUUGUUGUCACUAUCAAAGGCCUGGGCAUGGGUAGUACUGUGACCUCUUUGGUGUGGUCGCCGGACAACAGCAAACUCUACUCAGCUGCCUCCGACAAAUUCACACGCGUUUUUGAUAGCACCUCGGGCAAACUACUCCAUCGCUUCAAGCACUGUAACACCGUGAAUUCUGUCGCACUUUCGCCCCACAACAAUGUUCUAGCGUGUGUAGGCGAAUGGAACGUUGCGCAGCUAUGGGACGCAGAAUCCCAUCAGCCACUCGGCCAACCAUUUUGCCAGUCCCAAAGACAAUAUUUCGAACGUUUUUAUUGUGUGACGUUCUCUCGAGACGGGAGAUACGUAGCAUAUGGCGGAGACUAUGGGGAACUUACGCUCUGGACGGUAGAUGACAUAGCUCCCGAGCCUACAUUGCCCAUACUUCCACAAGGUCAACUUGGAGCUGUACAACAGGAAACUCGACCGCAGACCAAUCUACAGCGCGAAAUUGGACCCGAUCCAGAGCAUGAAAAUCGACCCGAUUCUCCAAUAUCAUCUUGCCUUGACGCUGAUGCUACAGGGGGUGGAGGUAUAAUGGAGGACAUGCGCGAUGACCCAUACAAUAAUUUUUUCAUGUCGUCCCAAACAUCUCUUCCUGCCGCGACAUCCAGUCCCACCCAGCCUCACAACCCGUUCUCUGCUCGGCGGUUCUGGAACAUGAUCUCCCGACAUUACCUGCCAACAAAUGAGUCCGAUCCAUUGCGAGAACGCCCCAAGCGAAAGUUCUUGGCGCGCCGUGCUCGCUCAAACUCCCCAUUACAGCCUGAACAAACCACACCCAACCAACCAGCGCUUGAUGGGAAGGCCCAAGCAGUAGAAAACGACGAAGAAGAUGAAAGAGAUGAUCUCGGCGUCAGUAAAUCAGAAAAGGAUAAAGGAAAGCAACGAGAUGAAUCUUUUGUUAAUGCACAGAGCCCACCACCUGAUGAUCACGCUGCUAAAUUCGAGAGCGCAGAAAAUUGCAGCCUUUGGAAACGGCUAUUGCGCACUCGAAGGAAGAAUCCCACAUCCGUUAACAUGGCCCCAGCAAUGAAACGUCCUGAGGUCGUUGAGGUAUAUGCCGUGCGCGGGUUCCAGGGAUAUGUCGCAAUGACACCGAAACGCAGGAGAGGGUCAUCAUCGGCAACAUUCAGUACUCCUCAGCUUGGCGCAGCUCACACAGGCGGCUCGUCACAGUCGAGUCCAUCCUCCCCAACUGGUGUCGCACAGGCCGGUACAUUGUUGCAAGCUUCGUCGUGGCAGGAAGGGCCGUCAUUUCCAGCAAUAGCGGGACGCAAAACUCAAUAUGUGCGAGCUGUUGGAGGUUCAUCAUCGUACACGUCACCAUCACGCUUUGGCACCUAUCACGCUGAUCAUGACUCAGAUUCGGAUUCAAUCCAAGGUUCCUGUCAUAAGUUCCUCGACAAAAUCUGUUACCCCCGCGGACGCUUCCACAACGAUUCUUAG